This is a messenger RNA of Thelazia callipaeda (thelaziosis nematode), 638 nucleotides long. The record is from the annotation of a GenBank genome assembly. Lineage: Eukaryota; Metazoa; Nematoda; Chromadorea; Rhabditida; Thelaziidae.
AUGUUAAAUGGUAAAAGGUGUAAAGUGGAAACGCGUCGAACUCGACGUCUUACAGACGGAAGUGGCAAUCUGCUGGGAACGAACGUAUCCUCUCGGCUACCUCCUGAUCACUCUGCCAUUUCUGCAGUUUGUUUUGGUCAGUUGAAUUCUAGAGAGCGAGACUAUUUGACGAGUACUAGAAACGAAUUCAUUUUAGUGCAGCCUGAAAUACAGACAAGUCAUUUUGGUAGUUCUUCGGCGCUGAACAGACUGGCUACAAUCGGCGAACUCGACCUACACAAAGUGAAUACCUUACGUCAGAGGCGAACAUCGCUUCCCAUCAGUUCAAAUGCUUUCGCCGCUAGCAGAGCCACUUUGCAAAGUAACUUGACCGAAGCACGUGGAAUAGUAACUGAGAUGUUGUCCAACAAAGAUUUACCUCCAACGCUCAUUUCUGGCUUGAAAGUUGUUGCCAAUUUGCUGAAUCCUCAACCACCGCCAUUCAGUUUACACUUUGAUUUUGGUCUCCCGAUGGUUGUUGAGAAUCCGUACAGUGGCGAGCAGCUCGUCGUUUCUGCGGUUAGCUUUUUUAUUUUCUCAAUGUUAUUUUUGUUUGUUUCAGCGUAUUAUUUUUAUCCAAAUUUUCGUUCCACAUAACA